CUAGGGAGCAGAGGCUGUGAGGUGUGGGCUUGGGAACCCUGCAAGUGAUGCCUGACCGCUGUCUUCCUCCCACUGCAGAGCUCGCUGCCAUCUGCCCCAGAGAGUGGGUGGUAGGGAAAGAAGAGGGGCAUCAGGAGGAGGAGGAGGAAAAAGAACAAGGGGAGGAGGAGGAAGAGAAACAAGAGCAUAAUAAAAAUGAGGAGAAGGAACAAGGGGAGGAAGAAGAGGAAGAGGUGGAGGAAGAGGAGGACGCGGAGGAGGAGGCAGAGCAGGAGAAGCAGCAGUUCAGCAGCCAGCUGUGCCCAGGCCCGGAAGCGCUGCAGCAGGUGGCACUGCAGCAGGACGAUGGCAGGUCCUGUCAGGCCCAGUUGGUGGCCACCGCACAGACCCAUGGUGAGGAGCCCACGCCAGGGCCCAGGGGCACCUGGGACGUUGCCGCUUCAGCCACAGACGGCGAUCCUCCAGAGCGGAGCCCUGCUCACCCUGAGGAGCCCCCAGGAGAAGAGGCCCGGGCGGGGUCCUCCCCACAACCCCAGCUGCCUGAGAGUGAGAAACCCAUCAGGGCCCAGGCUUCGUUCUUCAUCCCUUUGUGGGGUUUUUCUACCUCACUGAGGAAAUGGACACCAUGCACCUUAAUUUGAUUGAAAGCCUUUCUGGAGAAGUGGGGCCAGGGCUCUGCCCCCACUGUUCCCCAUUCAGUCCCUGCCUCCCUGUCCCUCCUCUCCUCCCCGCUCCCUGUUACCUACCCCUAUAGGAGCAAGGGAAAUGCCACAAAUUUCCAGCUCAGUGGUUCCACUGCAUACCUCCCAGGCUCAGGGACAAAGUUUGAUCUCCUGUAUGUACAGAUAUUCCCCACCAUAAACAAAAAUGUU
Messenger RNA from Fukomys damarensis (Damara mole-rat), 872 nucleotides. Its product is annotated as cilia- and flagella-associated protein 251-like. The record is from RefSeq and is a predicted model, not a curated record. The transcript is spliced from 3 exons. The coding region runs from base 48 to 641 and encodes 197 amino acids. Lineage: Eukaryota; Metazoa; Chordata; Mammalia; Rodentia; Bathyergidae.